This is a messenger RNA of Hyposmocoma kahamanoa, 1383 nucleotides long. RefSeq lists its product as uncharacterized. Lineage: Eukaryota; Metazoa; Arthropoda; Insecta; Lepidoptera; Cosmopterigidae. Gene Ontology annotation, biological process: glutathione metabolic process. Gene Ontology annotation, molecular function: glutathione transferase activity. The transcript is spliced from 9 exons. The record is from RefSeq and is a predicted model, not a curated record. The coding region runs from base 16 to 1368 and encodes 450 amino acids.
AAAUAUAAGUCUCCAAUGACAUGGAAAGCUAACCCAAGAAUGAUCAAGUGCACGACUGGCAUUGUCAAUUGUGGACGGACAGAGUGCAAUAUGUCUACGAAGUUGCAUUAUUUUCAUGUGAACGGGCUAGGUGAGCCCAUCAGGUACAUUUUGCACUAUGCCGGUGAGAAAUUCGAAGACGUCAGAUACGACCCUAAGAGCUGGCCCAUUAAAAAUGUUAAGGAUACUCUUCCAUUCGGCCAGCUGCCUCUCUAUGAAGAAGGCAACCGCACUCUGAACCAGUCCCUUGCAAUCGCACGUUACUUGGCCUCCAAGACCAAUUUGCUGCCUUCUGACCCUUGGGAACAGGCUCUCUUGGACGCUGUUGUCUUCAACAUUUACGACUUCUGGAGCAAGGUCACAGUUUACAUCAAAGAGCAAGACCCAGUUAAGAAGCAGGCCAUUAGGAAGGAAAUCCUUGAUGAAUCUGUUGAGUUCUUCCUGUCCAGAUUCGAGAGGGAACUGAAGAAGAAUAAUGGCUACUUUGGUAGAAAGCUGACCUGGGCCGACUUUGUCUUUGUUGGCAUCAUUGAAGCCGCAAACCUUUUCCUUGACACUGAAAUCGAGAAGAAGUACCCCACUAUCCAGACCCUUGUUCAAAAGAUCAGAAAUCUUCCUGGAGUAAAAGAAUACAUUGCUACAAGGAAACCUUACUCUGUAAUGAUCAUUUAUUCAACCGCCAUUGUGGAUAGCGAACUAGUUUCAGAUUGUAAAAUGUCUAAGAAGUUAUAUUACUUUAACAGAAAUGGACUUGCAGAGUUUACUAGAUACAUUUUGCACUACUCCGGAGAGAAGUUUGAAGACAUCCGAUAUGACAGAAAGAAAUGGCCUAUCAAAGAUGUAAAAGACAAACUUCCCUACGGCCAGGUGCCUAUCUACCAAGAAGGCGAUCGCACUCUAAACCAGUCGAUAGCGAUCGCCCGUUACGUCGCUAGUAAAACUGGUCUCCUGCCAUCUGAUCCUUGGGACCAGGCUGUCCUGGACGCUAUUGUCUUCACCCUUUACGAUUUCUGGAGUACCAAAGUCCUAGCCUUCAUCAAGGAGCAAGACCCGAUGAAGAAACAUGCCAUUAAGAAGGAAAUCGAGGACGAAGCUGUUGAUUUUUACUUCUCCAGAUUCGAGAAGGAGCUAAAGAAAAAUAACGGACACUUUGCUGGAAGGCUCACAUGGGCCGACUUUGUCCUUGUUGGCAUGGUCGAAGCAGCAAAUUUUUACCUCAGUAUUGAAGUCGAAAAGAACUAUCCCACUAUCCAGAACCUCGUUCAGAAGAUAACAAACCUUCCUGGCGUAAAGGAAUAUAUUGCUACUAGAGAACCUUACUCGUUGUAAAUUGGGUCUACAUUU